Molecule: messenger RNA, 592 nt
Organism: Cydia amplana
Lineage: Eukaryota; Metazoa; Arthropoda; Insecta; Lepidoptera; Tortricidae
Gene: CPR69
Product: larval cuticle protein A2B-like
Exons: 2
Coding region: 67-498 (143 amino acids)
Cellular component (GO): extracellular matrix
Source: RefSeq, a predicted model, not a curated record
ACGCGGCGGGGCCCGGGGGCUGGCACAGUUCACUUGGAACCUGCGCAUCUACUCACGCCAACAAACAUGGACGCCAAGAUUGUAGUAUUGAUCUGCGUGCUGGGUGCAGCAGCGGCGAGCGUGGUAGUACCAGCACCGCUAGCCCCAGUAGCCCGGUUCGACCCUCUGCCACAGUACUCGUACGGCUACGACGUUCAGGACGCGCUCACCGGCGACUACAAAGGCCACCAGGAACAAAGAAACGGGGAUCUCGUGACUGGAUCAUAUAGUGUAGUCGACCCCGACGGCACAAGGAGGAUAGUCGAGUAUGCCGCGGAUCCUCUGAACGGCUUCAACGCGGUGGUACGCCGUGAGCCGCUAGUGGCGCCCGCUCGGGUGCUAGCCCCGGCCCCCGUGUUUGCCCCCGCGCCCGCACCGGUCCUAGCACGAGCACCGGUGAUCGCGCCCGCACCUGCGCCGCUGUUCGCGCCCAGACUACCGAGCCCGUACUUCUUGUAGAUAAAAUUAUUACGAUCUUGUUGUUAUUGUACUGAAUAGUUAAGUAUUUUUGUAAUUGUUAUUUAUGUUAUUAAAUGAAUUAUAAUUGAAAGAA